Molecule: messenger RNA, 2013 nt
Organism: Trichomonas vaginalis G3
Lineage: Eukaryota; Parabasalia; Trichomonadida; Trichomonadidae
Product: HISTONE H1 family
Exons: 1
Coding region: 1-2013 (670 amino acids)
Molecular function (GO): DNA binding
Source: RefSeq, a predicted model, not a curated record
AUGAGUUCCAGUCAUGAUCAUGUCAAUGAUCCUUCACAGGAUAUAGAUUGUAAUUCUAAUAACGAGCAAAAUAUUAUGGAAAUAGGUGUUUUUUCCAACGAAACUUUAGUUAAUCAACAAACCAACACUUAUCUUCUUAAUUCAAAACAAAAAACAGCCGCCGAACAAAAUACAGACCCACAGUCUCCAGUUCAAAUUGAAAAAAAGUUACCUACUGCGGAAAAUCAAGAUUUGUCCGAAAAUACAUUAUUGAUGCAAAUAAAUCAGCAACCAAGCAUAAUUAAUAAUCCUGUGAACCCUGAAAUUCUCAAUAAACCUCUGCAAAAUUAUCAAGCUUUAAUUUUAAGUUUCAAAACAAGUUCAAGUGAUGAUGAAAAGCAUGAAAAGAAGUCAAGUGGCCAUUCAGAUGAUAAUGAUUCGCCAGAUGAUCCUAUAUUAAUUAGUUCAACAGAAUUUGACCAAAUUAUUUCUGAAGAUAUGGGUUCAAAGAAAAAGAAGGGCAGGCCAAAAAAGCAACCGAAUGAAAAUAUUGAAAAUGGUACAAAAAGGAAAAGAGGAAGACCACGGAAAAAUCCAAUUGACCAUAACAGUGCGAGUACCGAAUUGAAGAAAGAAUAUGAGUCAGCCAAGCAAACAAAGACAGAUGUUAUCACUCUACCAAUUAUGAGUCAAUCAAUUGAACCUCAUAAUAACGAUUUACUCAAAAUCAUUCAUCCAGACUCUGAUAAACAAGAGAAAAGGAGGCCAGGAAGACCGAAGAAGGAUUCAUUAGAACCAAAAAUCGUAGAAAUGGUCGGACAUAGUCAAGGAGAAGUAGCUUUUUCACUUAAUGAAAUAACCUUACCUGUCCAAGAAAAAAGAAAACCAGGAAGGCCAAGAAAGAAUUCUUUUGAACCAAAGAUUAUAGAAAUUUCCCAACCGAACGCGGUCACAAGCGAAAAUCUACAUGAUGAAACUCAGCCACAACAGAUUGAAUCAUUAAACAUAGAUACAGCAAGUAUCGGAUUAGAUCUUCCUAAAAUUAUUGAAAGUAAUCAAGAACAGACAAACAUCUUGGCCAAACCAGAGAAGAGAAAAGUCGGAAGACCGAGAAAGAGCCAAAUUAUUCCUACAACAAACGAAAAUGAUCAAAACGUCACUAAUUCAGAGACAACUGAAAAGAGAAAGGUCGGCCGGCCGAAGAAAAAUCCUGCUAACACUCAGCCACAGGAAGGCAGCCGAGUUCAAAUUGAGAUUCCGAAAGAAGGCCAGGAUUCCUCGGCAGCAGUCAAAAGAAAAGUUGGAAGACCAAGAAAAAAUCCAAUCUCUUCAGAAAAUAAAGUUGAACAAGAACAACAACAACAAAAGGAGAAAAAAAAGCCUGGUAGGCCGAAGAAAAACUCAAAUACUAUUUUAGAUAUUUUUUCCAGACUUGAAUCUCAAGAAACACCAGAGAAAAGAAGUGAAAUUCCUCAUUCAGGAGAAAAAAAUUCAAAUGGCGAAUUAGACUCUUCAAUUUUAUCUAUAAAUCUCAAUAGUAGUGAUACUGAUAAUCCAACAAAUAGACACACUCAUGAUAAUGAUUCUGAAGAAGAACUUAGAUUCCAGUUUGAUGAAAAUGAUGAAUCAAUUUUGUCAGAAAAAAUUCUAAUGUUUAACAAAGAUAAAAAUUCAAAAUCUGAAGAUAAAAAUGAAAUUCAAAACAUUUCAGAUGAAAAUAUCCCACUACCAAGAAUUAUUUCCUCAUCAGACGAAGAGAAAAAUGAUUUUAGCCAUGAAGAAGAUUCCCGAAUCAAUGAAGAUAUAAAGCAAUUUGUUCCCUCUCCUUAUUACGAAACUGUUUACAAGAUUUACAAAUUUUUCAAUGAACGGAUUCCUUUUGCUUCUAUUCUUAUUGCAAUUCACCAAUCAUUUGGCGAUAUUUACUUGGCAAUGACAAAAUUAUCUCAAGGACAAAUAGAGACAGAUAUAAAUUUAUUAUUAAAGAAUCCAGCACCCGAAGAACUUAAUAAAGGUCUUGAUUACUAUAAUUAA